This is a messenger RNA of Haliotis rubra (blacklip abalone), 4665 nucleotides long. RefSeq names its product rabenosyn-5-like. The record is from RefSeq and is a predicted model, not a curated record. Bases 214 to 1650 code for a protein of 478 amino acids. The transcript is spliced from 9 exons. Lineage: Eukaryota; Metazoa; Mollusca; Gastropoda; Lepetellida; Haliotidae. Gene Ontology annotation, molecular function: metal ion binding.
GCAUCUAGUCAUUAAUAAAAUAUGCAACAUAUUACACUAUAAUUAAUUGUUUCUAGUAGCAAAACAGUUGCAGGCGACGCCUCCAGAAGCGAGACGACUGGGGUUGAUGAGUGGAGGAAUGUCAGAGAUGUUGACUUGACUCUUUCAGUGCCUGCAGAAACAUGGCGGCCAUGUCGGCGGGCUACAGACAUCAAGGAGGGCUUCCUGUGCCCCAUGUGCAUGAAGGAUUUCGGGACAGUCACUCAACUGCAGGACCACUUUGAACAGGCUCAUUCAUCCGAAGAUAAAGCAGUAUUUCAACAGCUGAAGGGAUUCUUCGACAAGGCUAAGAAGAAGAUUCUUGGAGAAAAGGAACAUGGAUAUUCCAGCUCAGUUGAAAGUCAAAGUGGAGGCAACUCUUAUCUGUCUCUCUCACCAUUCGAUUCCGAUAGUUCAUGGUGGGAGCCCCAGGAACCAGGUGCUAGCCGUGGUCACAUUGACGCCUUCAAAGCAGUUCGUGAUGCACGAGUGGACCAUUUCGUUGUGGAAACCAACAAGCUGCUAAUCCGAUUGGACAAACUAAUAGGACCAGAUUCACCACCGGAGCCAAAUAAACGAAAAGCUUUCGAAAAAUCUGUGGUACCAUGGAUCCCAGAUAGCGAGGUUCCCGCCUGCCUCUGCUGUGAGAGGUCCUUCUCCCUGCGUCGGCGCCGCCAUCACUGCCGUGUCUGUGGAGGGAUCAUGUGUGAAAACUGCUCCCAGUUCCUCACAUUUUCAUAUGCUCAGAAGCUGGUGAACCCUGCGUUUAGCUUCCAAGGUCCAGGUUUCCUGCGCCGGUCCGGCAGUAAUAGCAGUCUUAACUCUCUGAUGGGUCCAGAAGGGGAGAGACACAUGCGAGUGUGCGACACUUGUAGGCGUCUCCUGGAGAGGCGAGACCAGAUGACGGAACAACGCAACACUAAAACACCACUUAUGCAGCUAUAUGAUAAAAUGAAGACAUGCAUUCAGGAGGCUGAAGAACUACUAACGAGAUACCUACCAAUGGUAGACUCUCUCAGCACUGGUGAGUCUGUGUACAACUACAGACCAGCUCAAAUUCUACGGACCAAGCUGACUCGACAAUAUGAAGUGGUGGAUCAACUAAGCAAGAAGAUUCUAGUUCUGAACCUGAACGAUGACCCCCAGCCCAACCCAAAACAACUUUAUCUUCAAAAAGCAAUACGAGUCUAUGCCAGUAACUUCAUGCAGGACAACCUGCUGGGUCUACAGGCCCUCCCGACAGAGGAAGAAUAUAAAAGAUUGCAAGGAAAAAGGAAAGAGGAAAUUCAGCGCAAAAUUGCAGCUGAGCGACAAGCAGCCAUGGAGGCUCAAGAGAAGGAGAAACGUCAAGACGAGCCGGGGGUGAAGUCACCGACAGAGAGUGUGAAACAGCUCGGACAUAAACGUUCAGAUUCACAGGAUAGUGUUGGGAGAGGCUGGAAGCCGACGGAAGUUGUGCCCAAUGUUGACAAUGAUGACGAUCCCAUGGUGACACAAAUUAAGAUUAUUCAUGGAUAUAUUCAGCAGGCAACAAAAGCUCAGAGGUGGGAUGAAGUCGCCAUGUUGAAACAGAAUUUGAAAGACUUAAAAGCUGCUUAUCUGCGUGAACAAGGAGAGGGGUUUAUGUCCUAGUGUCCUAUACUGGGUGUUGCAGUAUAAUCAAGCAUGAUUUGGUUGUGUUAACUUGUAAUGUAUGGUUAAAUACUGUCAAGUAUGAAAUAAAUGCAAUCAUAAUUUUUUUAUGUGAGUGUCCCUUGCUUUGCAUUAAUAAUGUGACACAUUUUCUAUCUCAAGUAGUCCUGCUACUGCUACAAGCACUGCAUGUGCUUAAACAGUGAUGUACAUACAAAAAUGUAUGCUCACAAUAAAAUAUAAUUGAGUGCUAAAUUUAGAUAAUUCUGCCUGAUAAGUUUACGCAAGUUGAUGAAAUUGUUCUGAUAGUAGCCAACUGUUUUGUUUUUGGUAAGCUUGUAAUAAUCUCAUAAUAAUAAUAGGCAAAACUCACCCAUGUGGUGAAAUUGGACAGUACAGCAGUCAAGGUGAAACCGUAAUACUGCCCAUUAACCUUGAUUUGCAUUGUAACAAAUCUUUGAGCUCAUACAAUCAUUGGUGACCAACCUCUUUCAAAUGAAGCAGGGCUACAGGCAUUAAUUUCAAGAUGCAUUUUAGGCCAGGGGCUGACACUCACAAGGAUUUGGUUCUGCAUUAUUUCCAUAAUUGGCAGUAUUAUACUGUGUCUGGCUUUUGAAAGAUUCCCUGAGGCAUUGUUAUGAUGAACUUGUGAUGAUCCAUAAUUUUGGACCUUGUUAUAUUUUACAAUAUUACCUAAUAGACAGGCCAAUGUCAUUUCUUUGUUUUAUACCUUUCUGGUGACAGAAUAGAAAUAGAAAAUAUCAUAGUUGAUUUGAGGUUAAUUUCAGUUACCGAAAGCUAGUUUAGCAGUUAAGCUAGAAGAGAAUAGAAGAUUCGUGUUAUUCACGGCAGCUUUCAUUGUAUUUCUUGUGUAAAAUUUAACAUAAUUUACUGCUCAUAAUAGUUAAAAAUGAUUAAAAGUCCAUUUAUAGAUUCCAUUCACCAAGUGAUUGCGUAUAGAGCUACAUUAAUUCCUCUGUCUUUGGAUAAGCGUGCUCUCAAAGUCAUUGUCACCUCCCUAAGGAGUAUGGAGAUGCCAACCACUCCAAUUUUGACAGAGUUACUUCUGUUUUCAAAUUCAGAAUCCUCUCUCAGAUUUGUCUUUUAAAACUCUGUGAAAUAAUUUUAAUAAAUUUCCGUUUAAAUAUGUUAAUUUGAGUUAUGUCUUAUCGGCUUAAGUAUGCCUAGAAAUGCAGAAAAUGGCAUAUUUCCAUGCUAAAUCAAGACAUUUUCCCAGACCCCACCGUAGAGAGGGGCCGAGCCCCUCACGCCACCCCCAACUGGGACCAUGGUGCUCAGCAUGACUUCGCUUUCAUAUCAUAUAUAGAUUCAGGGUUGGCAUCUCUGAGUAAACAACCCAAGCUGCCAGUAAUCCGAUGGAAGGUUAACAGUCGCAUUACUUUCAUGUCCUACCGGGUACCCAUUCACUGCUAGGUGAACAGAGGCAAAUUUCGAACAAAGUCCCAUGCCAACAAAGUCCCAUGCCCUAGGCAAUGUUAACGGGACACACCAUACAGCAUGUGCCUCAGUCACAUAUUUUAUUUAUGUUUUUUGUCAAACUGAUCAUAAUUUACUUGUCUGUAAAACAGCAAAAGGAAUUGGCCAUUUUUUAUUGAGCAUUUCUGUUUUGCAGCCACUGUUAAGUGAGCUAAGAAUCGUGAUGCAUUUUAUCUAUGCACAUGGUGACAAGACUGACCUUGUAAUGCUGGGUUACAGAUUGGCUCUGAGCCGAGUUUGUACCACUGUAUCAUGGUACACAUAUAGUGAUACAUAUGGUGACGUGACGCUUCUAUGUCAUUGAAGUUGAUGUUGAUGUAAAAAAUAAGCCCACAUCAGGGCCCUUGUUUCACAAAGCGAUCAUAGUUAAGGCGAUCGUAAACUCCCAAAGACUUACGACAGUCGAAGUGCUCACGAUCGGUUUGGGCCCCAGCCCUUUAUAUAACCUGGUGUACAUAGAGGCACACUUUGUACUAAUUUAUUGAUGGAUAUUCAAGGCAAUGAACUAUAAUAGCUGGCAUAUUACGUGAAGCUUUUGUGUACUGGUAUAAAUGUGAUGUAUUUUCUACAACCUUAUAAGCAUGCUAAUGUCAUCAGUUUGUCCAAUCAAAGGGUUAUCUAUAACUAUGAUCAUGAUUCUUAAAAGUAUUCUGGUGUGUAAUACCAAAUGAUGUAAAAAGUAUGGAUAAAUAGCACAGGGAGUAGGCUAAACUAUUGUCUUUAAACUUGUCACUGUGCAAUUGUUUGAGUGAGUGAGUUUGGUUUUACACCGCUUUAGCAAUAUUCUUGCAAUAUCACGGCGGGGGCACACCAGAAAUGGGCUUCACACAUUGUACCCAUGUGGGGAAUCAAACCCGGGUCUUCAGCAUGAUGAGAAAGCUUUAACCACUUGGUUAUGCCACCGCUCCUACAAUAGUUUGAACCAAGGUAGCUACUUGUGUCAUUAUUCACAACUCUGCUAGGCCUAGCCAAGACAAGUAAAUUCAAUAGGGACAAGUGAGUUUCCUUGUGGACUACCACGUUUACCGUUUGAUAUGAAUCAGAUCAUCUUAGAUGUAUCAGUCAAUUUCGUCAGGUGCAAUAAUAUAAGCAAAUCUACCUGGGUAAUUAACUGUGUCUCUUCAGAGUUGACUCAGUAAGGAUUUAACUAUGGUCUUAAUCAGUAAUAGAUCUGAAUGGUAAUUGGGAGCUCAUCAACAUGUCUCCUGUAGUACACUGUUGAUGCCAUUGACUCUUGUAGCCAUGGUUACCUUGACAGGAUGAAAGGCAGCAGUGACAGAAGAGUGGGGAUAUACAGGGUCUGAUUUCAUUUCAUUGAUAGAAUCAAACACACACACAGGAACAGUAUUUCUUCAGGGUUUUUUAUUAUUUCUGUGUAGACUGAUUCUGAUUCACGUGUGAAGAGUUAUUUAAGGAGUACCAUUACCAAUAUCUCUUUUGUUAUUGUCUCUUUUGUUAUUUCAGACAAAUACAGUACAAUCUAAAAAUAAUAAAAAUUCCACAGAAAAUUAAAAUGGC